AUGUGCUUCUUCCGAGAUGGAAUCAUCUUGAUAGGUUCCUUUGCACGAGUGGUCGAAUUUGUACUGGCCCUUCUACUAGCAGCUAUGAGUGCUACACACCAUACUCCGAGAUCUUCACCACUCCUCGCACUGCCUGCCGAGUUGCGUAAUGUGAUAUACGGGUACGUGCUGGCGGCCUCCAAGCGCAUCAUUUGCGCCCAGUUUGAGAUCGAAGAGGAUCAUGCCCACAAGUACUACGAAAAGGGUGUGCAGGUCAGAACGAGCGGCAUCGGUGCGAGCCCACACAAUAGCAAGGCGACCGUAGAGAGCAACCAGUUGCAACAUGUAUGCCGACUCCUGCGGCGCGAAACCUCGUCUUUCGUUCCCAGCAGCCACAUAGUCUUCCUGCGACGAUCAGAUAAACACUCGAUCAAGACCGCAUCUGUGACGUGCAGUCGCUGGCUGGACACACUUGCGAGAAGCCACAUCGACGCGCUGCGAACAAUCACCAUACACGAGGGAAUACCGUGGGGAGUAGCAGACCAUGACUUUGCGGCCUGCAGUGGCAUAUUCGACCUCAACGCUGUCGAGCAUCUCGCCCGUUUCUGCUCGUCUAGUCCUCACAUCCAGGUCAAGAUUUACCUAGCCCGGUUCGACAAGCAGCUGAAGGGGUUUUGCAGGAGGUCGCUCAUCGGCUACAUUGUGUCCAUGGCCGUGCGGAAGGAAGAUUGCUGCGCUGCUUACGGCUGUACUUCUGGGGAGGCGAGGGCGGUGGAGGAUGCUGUGGAGAGGAUGAGUAGCGUCUGGGGCGGGUAUGCAAAGGACAAGCCGCCUCUGCCGGAGAAUUUGAGGCUCUUUCCUGUCGGGCAGUUUCAGUGCGAUGACUGGCCGACUAAUAAAAGUAGGCCUGAGCUUCGUAGCAGGAUAAAGAGAUGGUAUGAGGAGGGUAUUUGA
This is a messenger RNA of Ascochyta rabiei, 933 nucleotides long. RefSeq lists its product as uncharacterized. The coding region runs from base 1 to 933 and encodes 310 amino acids. Lineage: Eukaryota; Fungi; Ascomycota; Dothideomycetes; Pleosporales; Didymellaceae. The transcript has a single exon. The record is from RefSeq and is a predicted model, not a curated record.